Messenger RNA from Candidozyma auris, 984 nucleotides. RefSeq names its product transcriptional regulator SPT3 (gene SPT3). Gene Ontology annotation, molecular function: transcription coregulator activity; protein heterodimerization activity. Bases 1 to 984 code for a protein of 327 amino acids. The transcript has a single exon. Gene Ontology annotation, cellular component: SAGA complex. Gene Ontology annotation, biological process: transcription by RNA polymerase II. NCBI's taxonomy places the organism in Eukaryota, Fungi, Ascomycota, Pichiomycetes, Serinales, Metschnikowiaceae. The record is from RefSeq and is a predicted model, not a curated record.
AUGUCGAACUCAGACAAGUACAGGUACAGAGUUGAGGUUCAACAAAUGAUGUUUGUCUCUGGUGAGGUCAAUGAUCUGCCAGUUGAGACAACCUCGCUAAUUGAGGACAUUGUAAGAGGACAAGUUAUUGAGAUUCUACUUCAGGCGACGAAGACAGCUGCCAGCAGAGGGACCCGAUCCAUAUCUUCAGAAGAUGUGAUUUUCCUCAUACGACAUGAUAAAGCCAAGGUCAAUCGUCUCAUCACGUACCUCUCCUGGAAAGAUGUUAGAAAGAACACUAAAGAUCAGGAAGGUGGUGGUGCCGAGGGUCUUCUUGAAGGAGAUGCUGCCGCCCCUGCUUCAGCUGUAGCUGCUCCUGGGGCCAAUGACCAAUCAAAAAUGAUGACACGAUACAAAAAGUCAAAGAUCAGGUUGCCUUGGGAGGUGCAAUUCAUGUUCAGUGAACAACACCUCGAAACCGCAGAAGAAGCCGAGGAAGUGGACGACGAGGAGAAAGCCGCUACAAUGGCAUCAUUGAAGAGGUUGAAAAUGGCGGACGAUAGAACGAAAAACAUGACUAAGGAGGAAUAUGUGCAUUGGUCCGAGUGCCGUCAGGCUUCAUUUACCUUUCGAAAGGCUAAAAAGUUCAGAGAGUGGGCCCAAAUUACGCAAAUAUGUGAGUCCAGGCCCAAUGACGAUGUCAUUGAUAUUCUUGGCUUCUUGACUUUCGAAAUAGUCUGCUCCUUGACGGAGGUGGCUAUGUCUAUCAAAACAGCAGAGGAGAAACUCAUCCAGCAGAACCUACUGAAGGCUGGGGCUAUAAAUAAAGAGAUCAAUAAGCGGAAGCGAAAGUAUCUUUUUGAAAAGCCAGACGAGCUUGCAAAGCCAAUACAACCAUACCACAUUGAGGAGGCCUGGCGCCGACUUCAAUCUACAGAUUUUAAGCACAAGGCAGUGCGUUCAUUCGGAGGAGGUAUGCUUAAGUCUAGGACGAGAUUGAUUUAG